Molecule: messenger RNA, 559 nt
Organism: Helicoverpa zea (corn earworm)
Lineage: Eukaryota; Metazoa; Arthropoda; Insecta; Lepidoptera; Noctuidae
Product: translation machinery-associated protein 16 homolog
Exons: 1
Coding region: 58-546 (162 amino acids)
Cellular component (GO): nucleus
Source: RefSeq, a predicted model, not a curated record
UUUGACAACAAAUAACACGUGAGGAAAGCGGCGGAGUUAACCAAAACAAACUUCGAAAUGCCUAAAAUUAAGAAGGAUAUCGACAAGCUGAAACACCCAAACAGCAGAAAAACCCUAAAAAUCAUAAGUAAAAUAAAGAAACACGAGAAGAAGGAUCAGAACAAAGUAGGUACACACAUAAAACAAAACCUCAUUGGUGAGAAGAUUCUAUGGUUCAAAGAAAGAAUACCGGAAGAUUGUGCAGUUUUAAAUAAAGAACAGACUUUGGAAUUGAUUGAGGAGUAUUUGGCGCGUUUUGACGAAGAGUUGGAACAAAUUGCUUUGAAGAACUCAGUUGGGCAAAGAAAAAACCGCCAACAUGCCAGCAGGGAAGAUAUAAUAAACAUUACGAAGAAAAAUGAACAUGAAGAAUUUGAAACAUGUGGCCUAGAGAUGCCUGAUCUCUUAGACCAUAAGCAGAUGGAAGUACUCAGGAAUUGGAAUGGAGAACUGCGAUUUCUACAGCAUUUCAAACUAAAAAGAAUAGCUAGAAAGCAUUUAAUAUAGCAAUAAAAUAUAA